Scleropages formosus (Asian bonytongue) is the source of this 2920-nucleotide messenger RNA. RefSeq names its product protein CYR61-like. Gene Ontology annotation, biological process: positive regulation of cell migration; positive regulation of cell differentiation; signal transduction. The record is from RefSeq and is a predicted model, not a curated record. Gene Ontology annotation, molecular function: heparin binding; integrin binding. The coding region runs from base 191 to 1435 and encodes 414 amino acids. NCBI's taxonomy places the organism in Eukaryota, Metazoa, Chordata, Actinopteri, Osteoglossiformes, Osteoglossidae. The transcript is spliced from 5 exons. Gene Ontology annotation, cellular component: extracellular region.
UCUGGAUACGAGCGAGAACUCGGUGUAGUUUGUCCGAAAUUAAAAUAAAUUGUAUUGUCUUUUUUUUGUUUUGUUUAGUUUAAAGACUAUUGUUAAAUGGCGUCCAAGUUUGACAGCCACUAAUAGCCGAACACAUACGAGAGAAGAUUAAAUCUCUGUCUCCUGUGAUUUUGUCGGAGCCGCGGGGAACAUGGAGAAAUUGUGGUCGUUGCUCCUUUUUUCCGCAGCAGCGACAUUCAGUCUGGCGAGUGCUGUCUGCCCAGUGGUGUGCGAGUGCCCCGGUGGGGCUCCCACCUGCCCGCCUGGGGUCAGUGCGGUCGUGGACGGCUGCGGCUGCUGCAAGGUCUGCGCGGCGCAGCUGAACCAGGACUGCCACGCCAUGCGGCCCUGCGACCACCACAAGGGCCUGGAGUGUAACUACGGCAACGAUGUCACUCGCUCCUGGGGCAUCUGCAGAGCGAGGCUCGAGGGUCGCACGUGUGAGUACAGCGGGCGGGUGUACCAGAACGGGGAAAGCUUUCAGGCUGGCUGCCAGCACCAGUGCGCCUGCAUCGACGGGGCCGUGGGCUGCUCGCCACUUUGCCCCGCCGACAUCCCGCUUGCCUCCCCCUCGUGCCCCGUCCCGCGCCUCGUCAAAGUGCCGGGCCGGUGUUGCCCCAGACUUGACUGCCGCAAAGGGACUCUGGCUCUGCCCCCAUUACCCUGGGGCCCUCAGCUUUACCCAUACAAGCCAGAUAAGAACUCGGACAAUGAGUUGGUGGCAGUGGGCAAGAAGUGGAACGUGAAGCGUGGGCACAAACACUUGGCUGCGCUGAGGCAGGAUUCUCGGGAAUGCGUUGUCCAAACUACAGACUGGUCCUUGUGCUCUCGCACCUGUGGCAUGGGCGUGUCCACCCGAGUGACCAACGACAACGCCAGGUGCAAACUGGUGAAGGAGACGCGCCUGUGCAACAUCCGACCCUGCAGCUCUGUGGCUUUUCCGCUCAAGGUUGGUCAUUUAAACCCCAAACUAACCCUGCUUCCACGGACUCAGCUCAGCUCAGCGCGAUGUGCGAUAGACAGAUCCUUCCAUCCCGCCCCACGCUAUCGGAUCUGCUCGAGAAAGGGAAGAAGUGCUCUCGCACCCACAAGCCCUCCGAGCCGCUGCGCCUGUCCUACGCCGGUUGUCGCAGCGCCCGCUUCUACCGGCCCAACUACUGCGGACUGUGCGUGGACGGCCGCUGCUGCUCACCGUGGCGCACGCGCAACCUGGCGGUGCUUUUCGUGUGCCCCGAUGGAGAUCGCUUUGAGCGGACCGUCAUGUUCGUGCGCUCCUGCAAGUGCGGCGACGAGUGCGGGCAUCUCAACGAGGCUGCCCUCACGCCCCAGCGCUGGCUCUACGGCGACACGCACAAGUUCAUCGACUAGCGAUCCCUCCGCCUUAGAACUGACAUAGCUCGUGAAGAAAGAACUGGUUUUGUGUAGACUUAGAUGAAUCAUUUUAGUUAAUGUGGCUAAAGUGAAAACGGGGAUUCGUUUCGUUUGACGGGAGCGACCGAUGUAUCCGGGACAAUGACCUGCAGUCCUGCAGUGUACACAGGACAUGUGUUCUAAAGCCUAAUGGGACAGCAGAACGUCUGUUUUAGGGAACUGUUCAGAACUCAGGGUCAUUUUGAUUUGAACAGCAGCAAAAAAACUGAUACGAAGCAGGCCGGGAACAUGGGAAAUCGGACAACGUGCUGACCCAAAGGACUAAGUGUGGUCGGUUAAAGACUCAGUAAGACGUUAAGGGAUUCGUCUGUAUUAGGACUAAGUGUAAGGGAGAGCGUGACAAAGCUCAUGGAAAAGUAAAGAGACACACCCGUGUGGGCUGGUUGGAUUAAGAGGAACCGCUCGUCCAUCGAUGAUGGGCCAUGUUUGCUCUUGCGCUCUUUAGGCCUGACCGUGAACUGGGACUCUACCAAGCGUCUAUAUGGACAAAAGCCCACUGGUAUUGUGAGGUGUGGAGAUGUUCAGGACACUAAGAGGAGGUGGAAUAUUGGCCUCAACAGGGAGACAAAUGAGUUAGAGCUUGGAAUGGUGCAUUUCAUGGUUCUUACACAAUGCCUGGUGUAGUGAUGCACUAGUGACAUGCUAGUGCCUUUUGUGGGGGCUGAAGGCCAUGAAACAAAGGUAAUGGCAAAGGGCCCUCUGCAGUGUAAAAAUCGAGCAGAUGUGGGAAACCUGUCCCACCCCGUUCUUGUCUGCAGUCUAGGAAUGAAGGCACAGUCCCUCCUUUAGCAGACAUUUUGGAAUCGCUCUGCAUCACAGUUCUGUUUUUGUAAGGUUGUUCGUGUUAACAUUUGCCUGUAGUGGCUUGUAGACAGUGGCAAUUUAGAAAAAUGCUGAUUGCAGAAAAUGCCACCUCUUUAUGCAUUUACCUUCCGUCGGUUUUUCUGGAACACGAGUUUUAGAAAAUGCAUAAUUUUUGCACGAGUCUUACAGGUCUUAUGCUUUUAAAAUUUGCUGUGCUGCAGCAGCAAGUUAUGAACUUUCUUCUAUGGCUUCUUUUUGGGAGCUACCUUUUUUUUUAUCACAUUCAGCUGACAUUUGUAACAAAUGUUCUAAGUUUGUGUUCACUUUUCAACCAUUUACUCUGUGCUUAUUUCACAGCGGUUUGUAGUUCAGCCCGUGCACUGUUGUUUAGGACAGUCUUGAGUAGGAUUCGCACUCCACCGCACUGGGUUUGGCAGCUAUGCAUUAUUUGUAUCUUUACGCAUCUUUAUGCAUCAAACUGCUUCUGGGAACAGCGGUUCAGUAAUUGGAUAAGAGAAUUUAUAUGAACAUUUAAUCAGGGUUUAUUCCAGCCUAUUGAACAGUUUCAGCUUGUACCAAACGAAGUGUAAAACCUGAGUUUGAGCAGUGUCUAAUAAAGAACACCAAAGUGGGGAAAAAAUGUCCU